Molecule: messenger RNA, 2835 nt
Organism: Myripristis murdjan (pinecone soldierfish)
Lineage: Eukaryota; Metazoa; Chordata; Actinopteri; Holocentriformes; Holocentridae
Gene: pitpnc1a
Product: phosphatidylinositol transfer protein cytoplasmic 1a
Exons: 9
Coding region: 594-1586 (330 amino acids)
Biological process (GO): phospholipid transport
Cellular component (GO): cytoplasm
Molecular function (GO): phosphatidylinositol binding; phosphatidylinositol transfer activity
Source: RefSeq, a predicted model, not a curated record
CGGCGCUGUCAGGAGAAACUCUUGCUGCAGAGAGCAGAGAGGUUGGCCAGACAGACCGGCAAGCUGGUUUCAAGUGCACACAAUCCUACACAGACUUGAGGGAAACUGGUUUUGGUCCGAAGGCAUCGAGAACGGCGGGGAACUCCAUCCUCGCCCGGGACGCAAGCUGCUAUAAGGAGCUUGCGGGAUUUGGACACCUCCUAACUAUUUUUUUUUUCUCUUUUUUUCGGAGUUUUCUGUGAUUUCAUGAAACUUUCUACAGUGCAGCCUGUUGGUAUAGUUUAUUGUGUUGAAGCAUUUAUAUAAAACUAGAAGCUGUUUAAUUUGCGAGAGGCUGUCUCAGUGUGUGGAAGCUGCCCCUCUGUUCGUCCUACUUCGGACCUGACGGUGUGGACUCCCGCAGGCAUAGCAGAACUAUUACAGGAGGUGCUGCUGGUGCGGAGGUGGAAGAGGAUCUAGUUAUUUUGAAGAUCUAUUUUCUUGAGCAAGUGCUUUCUUUCAAAUGACUGACUUGCAGGAGCGCCACCAAGACUGAAAAGGAGCUGACAGCCUGCACCCUUCCUUUGUAUUGACGCCACCACUGAGCAAGGAGUAUGUUGAUGAAGGAGUACAGGAUCUGCAUGCCUCUCACAGUGGAGGAGUACCGGAUUGGCCAGCUGUAUAUGAUCAGUAAACACAGUCAUGAGCAGAGCGAUCGCGGCGAGGGUGUCGAGGUCAUCGAUAACAAGCCGUACGAGGACCCCGAGCACGGACAAGGACAGUUCACCGAGAAACGAGUCUACCUCAACAACAAGCUCCCCAGUUGGGCAAGAGCGGUGGUCCCUAAAAUUUUCUAUGUGACAGAAAAGGCUUGGAACUAUUACCCGUACACUAUCACAGAGUACACGUGCUCCUUUCUACCGAAGUUCUCCAUCCACAUAGAGACCAAGUAUGAAGACAACAAAGGGAGCAAUGACAAAAUCUUUGGAAGCGAGCCCAGAGACGAGGACACAGAGGUUUGUUUCGUGGACAUUGCCUACGAUGAGAUCCCUGAACGCCACUACAAAGAGUCUGAGGAUCUGCGGUACUUUAAGUCGGAGAAGACAAACCGUGGUGAGCUGCAGGAGGGCUGGAUCGACACCCAAGACCCCAUCAUGUGCUCCUACAAACUAGUCACUGUCAAGUUUGAAGUCUGGGGUCUACAGACGCGGGUGGAGCAGUUUGUACACAAGGUGAUUCGGGAUGUCCUGCUUUUAGGACACAGGCAAGCAUUUGCCUGGGUGGAUGAAUGGAUUGACAUGACCAUGGAGGAGGUGAGAGAGUACGAACGUGCCACUCAAGCAGCCACCAACCUCAAGAUCGGUACUUUCCCCCCUGCCAUCUCCAUCACAGAGACCCCCCUGCCCUCCAGCACCCGCAGUGGGACCAACAGCGCCCCGUCCACCCCGCUCUCCACGGAGGCCCCCGAGUUCCUGUCAGUGCCCAAGGAGCGUCCCAGGAAGAAGUCGGCUCCGGAGACACUGACCCUGCCAGAUCCGGGCCGCAGGGACUCGGUCUUCAAACUGUCCAGCAUUUUCUCCUGGAACUCCAGCCCCCAACCAGAAUGAGAGCAGGGCGAUGCUGGUGGUGACCCCCCCUCUACCUGCAAAUGAAUGGAGGAUGCCUGCCCAGCACAUCCCACAAUGCCCCCUCAGCCAGCUGAAGUGAAGGAGAGUUUUCACUGUCCUGCUGAUCCCAGCCCCCUCAGCAGACUAGCCGGUGUUACCGUCAAACCAAACACUCUCUGACUGCCUACACAGGCAGCAGGCAGGCAGCACGAUCCUCACAUCAGUAAGAAAUGGGGAUAUUAAGGUGUAGCGCGUUCAUUGAGAGUCUAACAAAAAGCAGCUCAAGCCUUCCUCCUUCAUCUCCCCUCCUCGUCCUCUCAGAAACAGCCAGCCAGCACAGUAAGCUCACAUGGAGGUCAAUUAGUCAGACUGAGUUUAGUGUACAUUCCUGAAAACGUCUUUACCCCUGCAGCGCAUCGCCCAGCUUUCAUGUCAGCUGAUCUCUCAGGACUUGUUGCUAAGAUACGUCAAGAUUCAGCCGGCGCACAAAAACUUAACGCAUACAGAAUUUCAUUUUAUGCUCUGAGUCUGCCCCCUGACUUUAAAACCUGCAGCUUGUGAUUUGACGUAUCUGUUUGUGUGGUUUGGACUUUUGACAGAUUGUCGUUGGCCACUGUAUCAGCUGAGUGUAAUGGUUUUCACAGUCAGGUGUAAGGUGAUUGUGUUUUCUUGUAUAUAUGUACAUUGAAGUACCAUUACAGUGUCUCUGUUCAGUUAAAAAAAAUAUGUUCAGUGAACAUGCUGUUAUGAAAUUGCUACUAUUGUGCAUUUUAAAGGAUACCCCUCUGCCCUUUCUCUCUCUUAAGUGUCUGUUGAUUAUUGUGAGUUUGAUCAACCAUGGUGUCUUUAUAAUGGCUCAUGUAAUUGCAUGGUUUUGAUUACAGAUGUUGCUUUCAGAUAUUUGUGAUUUAAAUGUCAUCCGUGUUGUUUUCCUUGUUAUCUCAGCCACAUUAUUGAUGUUGUGUUUUAAUUGUAGGCUGACAACAUGCUUAAUUUGUUGUUUUGCUGUUUUAUUCCUUUCAGCUAUAUGGAUUUGCAGUCAUACUGUUAAUGGGUUUUGUAUUCAGUAAGUGAAAAUGAAUAAAAGACUGCAGUAUCCAAAAUUGUGUGAGGCAGGGAAAUGAUUAAUUGGUAAUGCAAUGGAAAUAAAUUUGACCACAGUCUUGACUUGACACAGUUUGAACUUAGUACAACACCUUGACCUCAUGAUACUUCAGACGGUGAAAUAUAUUGUUCAAAUAAAAAAAAA